CUUGUAAGAUGGAGCAAGGAAGUAACUGUGAGCUGCACAAGUACAGCCACUCCAGCUUCCAGUGCAUGACUUCUUCAGCGGGUUCAUCGAUGGUUUCUGCCACAUUUCCGACACCUUCACACUUACUGAAGCUCAGAGAUGGCUUAUGACAUCAACCAGACGGUGCGGAUCGUCCUGUACAGCCUCAUCUUCCUCCUCAGCGUCCUGGGAAACAGCCUCAUCAUCGCCGUCCUGCUCAGGAACCGACGCAUGAGGACCGUCACCAACCUGUUCCUGCUGUCUCUGGCCGUCAGCGACCUGAUGGUCUCCCUGGUCUGCAUCCCCUUCACCCUCAUCCCAAACCUCAUGAGGGACUUCAUCUUCGGCACUGGCAUCUGCAAACUGGCCAUGUACUUCAUGGGCGUCUCCGUGAGCGUCUCCACCUUCAACCUGAUGGCCAUCUCUCUGGAGCGCUACAGCGCCAUCUGCAACCCGCUGACCUCCCGGGCCUGGCAGACCAAGUCGCACGCCGCCAAGGUCAUCACCGUCACCUGGGUGGCGUCCUUCAUCCUGAUGCUGCCGUACCCCAUCUCCAGCACGCUGAAGCCCUUCACCCGCCUCAACAACAGCACGGGCCACAUGUGCCGGCUGGUCUGGCCCAACGACGUGAUCCAGCAGUCCUGGUAUGUUUGCCUGCUGUUGCUGCUCUUCCUCAUUCCCGGCAUCGUCAUGAUGACGGCGUACGGCCUCAUCUCUCUGGAGCUCUACCGGGGAAUCAAGUUUGAGCUGUCCAACAGGAAAUCCAGCCGAGACAGACAAUCCAGCACGGGCAGCAUCAAACCGGGCGACAGUGACGGGUGCUACCUGCAGCCGUCGAAGAGUAAGAGCCUAACCGUGAAUACGGGGACGAGCGGCGGCGGCAGCAGCAAGCCCAUGAUGAGCCGAGUGUACAGCAGCAGCUCCACGUCCAACCUGAUGGCCAAGAAGCGCGUGAUCCGCAUGCUGCUGGUCAUCGUCUUCCUCUUCUUCCUGUGCUGGACGCCGGUCUUCGUGGUCAACGCGUGGCAGGCCUUCGACCAGCGCUCGGCCUACCGCCUGACGGGCGCGCCCAUCUCCUUCAUCCACCUGCUGUCCUACACCUCGGCCUGCGUCAACCCCAUCAUCUACUGCUUCAUGAACAAACGCUUCCGCCAGGGGAUGCUGGCCACCUUCAGCUGCUGCAGCUGCUUCAGGGGCGGCGGCGGCGGCGGAGGAGGAGGGAGCGGCCGACUGGGGAGAUCAGCCGGAAGCAGGAUGACUAAAGAAGAAGCGGGCGGCAAACCCAGAGCGGGCCAGAAGACCCCCGAGCAGAAUGGUCAGACCUCGCCGAGCGGAUCCAGCACACGCUUCACCUACACCGGCAUCCGAGGCUCGGCGUGGAGCGAGCUGACUUAAACCGCGCCGAGGCGUCGGCGUGUGGGAGCACCGGCCCGAACACGAACAUACGAAGGGGAGACGGCGGCGUGUGAUGUAAAGCUCGAGCAGCACAGAUGCUUCGGCUCAGGGCGGGACGGGACGAGGACGAAAGAGCGGCGAACGACAGUCGGCGCCGGCCGGCUGACGCCCGAACGCAUUCGGCUUCAGGGCCAACGGGUCUGACCUAGAAAGAAAAGGGUUUGAUGAGGCAGAAAACCAAUUCGACUCAAAUCCACCUCAAUCGCCGCGGUAAUCGCCGUUUCGAGCCAAGCGCAUCAGAUGAGCAAUUUUCAGCGAUAAAAUACUUCAGACCGAUGACGUCCCUCACAAAGGCAGUUCACUCCUCCCGCCUGGUCCUGCAAGAAAGGUCAAAGCAAACGCCACGGGCUAUUUUCCCAAAAAAAAACAAAGCAUAUUUCAAGGUAUUUUUAGAAUCUAACCUCAAGGCUGGAAGGAGUUUGUCAAGCUGGACGGUCAAAAACAAGCUGAAUUUUUGAAAUGCUGCUUUUGAGCCGAGGUUAGCCGUCAGUACACAAGAAAAUAAACCUUAAUCGAAUGACAGUUCAAGACUGUUCUGAACUGGCGUUAACAGUUAAUCAGUUUUCCUUAGCUUAUUUGGUACAAACAUUGACAAUUGACCACGGUAAUUUGAUCUGCUUGUAAGGCGAGCACGGGUGACCCCUACUGGCCGUAGCUGGAAUGACACGAACAAAGAAAAACAUACAUUUGGGUUAAAAAAAGAACAUUGGUGUGUAGAGUUUGGAAAAUAUUGACCGACUUCAAACUGUCUUUAAUUCAGCACUAAACUCGACAAAAACAAAAUUCAAUUUGGGCUCAGAAAUAUGUCAAAUCAACAUGUCUUUACACACUUCCUUAGCUUAGCAGCUAGCAAGACUAACGAUGGGAGGAAAGAGCCUUGAUAAUUAUGGGAAAUUGUUUAUUAUUGAUAUUCAAGUGGCUGCUCAGACUAUAUAAUACAAAAAAAACAUCAACAUAAAUCGCGCUGGUCCUUGACCCACUGUGUGUGUGUGUGUGUGUGUUUGUGACUAAGGGACUUGGUACUGUGUGUUCUCUUGGACCUGGAGAGGCCUUAUCGCGCUGUGGGAUUUACACCACCUGCAGCUCCUCUUCAAAGAGCCAAUUCCCGGCAUCGCCGCCCGAUUUCCACUGAUUCAUACCGUCCGAUACCGCAGCAUCGAUGUAGCAACUUAUUUCACCUGUUUUCCUGUUGAUAACAUGACCUCAGCGUGAUUCUCUUAAUGUUUUGUGUUUAUUGGAAGAAAAAAAAAAUGUAAAAAAAAUUAAAGUGUUUUGUCCUGUUGCAUGAUGACGUGCCUUCGGCGUGGGCACAAGACUGAAUGUAGAAAUAUAAUCCAAUGUGUAUAAUCCCAUGUGUUUCUGUGGAAGCUGUUGUGUUCGAUGUGCGGCUUUCUGCAGCGAAGGUUGGCAAAAGAUAAAAUAAAAAAGGCUGGCAGUGUUUUUAAAAAUGUACCGGCAUUAAAAAAAAAAACAAAAACCACAAGACUCAGAUAUUAUAUCACUUUUUUAUUUCUCAUUUUUAUGCCAAUAUUGCAAGUUUUUUCUUGUUUUUUUCUUCUUUUAAUGACAUACAGAUUUGAGCAAUGUCUGGAGCUGCAAUAUGUACAAAAACAAACUAAAGUAUGUUAUAAAAAAAAACUGAAAAAACGAAAACAAAACGAAAAAAAAAAAUACCAUCCCCUUUGUUUUUUUGACGUUAUUGCUAAAUGUUACAAACGGCACAGGUUUCUACCAUCAGCAACCCUUUGAGCACUGAGUAUACUACCACAAUGACACCUCUGCUUACCAUUUACUAGAAUAAUACACAGAUACAGUGAGAGAAGUGAGAGAGAGUGGAAGGAAGAGCAAGAAGAGGAAGAGGAGGGGAAAAAGAAAUGGCAAAAAAAAAAAAAAAGUGAUCCGUCUGUAGCAAAGCUAAGCACAACAAGCUGCAUGUUAAAAAAAAAAAAACCGAGGUGAGAAAAUGUACACAGAAGAAAAUAAAAACAACAUGUGGAAGUGCGGAUGACGUGUGGGAGAGAAAUAGAAAGGUUAGCGCUCUGUAGUGCAAACAGCCAAAUAGUCUUAAGGAGAAGUAAGGCUGAGUGCGACAGAGAAGGGCUCCACACUCCUUUAUUUUUUUUUCAUUUUUCUUUUCUUUUUUUUUCUUAAUUUGUUUAAAGCUGCCUCUCACUCUGCCCUGUUUUCGUUUAGCAGUGCAUGAAAACUACAUUAUAAAAAAGACAUUUGGCAUAUUAGAGGAUACAUACAUACAUUGUUCAGAGCUCAUUAUAAAAAAAAAACAAAAAAAAACAAACAAAAACACCAGAACAGCUGCUUUUGGAGGUGU
Molecule: messenger RNA, 3802 nt
Organism: Salarias fasciatus (jewelled blenny)
Lineage: Eukaryota; Metazoa; Chordata; Actinopteri; Blenniiformes; Blenniidae
Gene: cckar
Product: cholecystokinin A receptor
Exons: 5
Coding region: 139-1413 (424 amino acids)
Biological process (GO): neuropeptide signaling pathway
Cellular component (GO): plasma membrane
Molecular function (GO): neuropeptide receptor activity; gastrin receptor activity
Source: RefSeq, a predicted model, not a curated record